Messenger RNA from Salvelinus fontinalis (brook trout), 740 nucleotides. RefSeq names its product gonadotropin subunit beta-2-like. Gene Ontology annotation, biological process: regulation of thyroid hormone receptor signaling pathway; G protein-coupled receptor signaling pathway. The coding region runs from base 1 to 687 and encodes 228 amino acids. Gene Ontology annotation, cellular component: extracellular region; cytoplasm. Lineage: Eukaryota; Metazoa; Chordata; Actinopteri; Salmoniformes; Salmonidae. The transcript has 6 exons. Gene Ontology annotation, molecular function: hormone activity. The record is from RefSeq and is a predicted model, not a curated record.
AUGGUGCUGGAAAGUGAGACCAUCAAUGCCUACAUGUUCCAUCUGGUGCAGAAUUUUAAUAAGCAGUCAACCGAGCAAGCGUUCUACAUUGACACCUUUGAAAUGACUGGCAUUUGGGGCAGCAAGAAAUCCGAAUUUAAGAUUGAUCCAAUGAUGUACAAGUACAUUAUUGGCAUCAUCAAUGAACACAACCACUGGACUGUGACGGUUAUGCUGCCAUCCAAGAAGAGGGCUCUGUUCCUCAACCCAAUGGGGGAAAGUGCCAGAAAGAUAAAAAGAUGCCAGGGGGUGACAAGGUGGUGUGCUGUGCUGCUGUGCUGUACAGGGCUGUGGUCAUGGCUUCACCCAGAGACACUGAGCCAGGCUUCAGCCGUCAACCUGCGCCGCUUCAUUGGCUGUGCCGUCCGGGAGUUCACCUUCCUGGCCAGGAAACCAGGCUGUGGAGGGCUGCACAUCACCACCGACGCCUGCUGGGGACGCUGUGAGACCUGGGAGAAGCCUGUCCUGGACCCUCCCUACAUAGAGUCAUACCAGCGUGUGUGUACCUACAACGAGACCCGCCUGGUGACGGUGCGGCUGCCUAACUGCUCAGCCAACGUGGACCCCAUGUACACCUACCCUGUAGCCCUGAGGUGUGACUGUGGAGUGUGCCUGACCAGUACCACUGAGUGCAUCACCUCUGUUUGACUGCGGUACCAUCACUGGCUCUGGAUAGGGAGAGCAGCAGCGCUGGACGUUUA